Thamnophis elegans (Western terrestrial garter snake) is the source of this 2567-nucleotide messenger RNA. RefSeq lists its product as uncharacterized. The record is from RefSeq and is a predicted model, not a curated record. Bases 572 to 2197 code for a protein of 541 amino acids. The transcript is spliced from 2 exons. NCBI's taxonomy places the organism in Eukaryota, Metazoa, Chordata, Lepidosauria, Squamata, Natricidae.
AAACUACUUAGAGGGGGCUGUAAAGCACUGUGAAGCAGUAUAUAAGUCUAAGUGCCAUUGCUAUUACUACAAAGAUUCAUCUAUGACAAUAUGGAGAACAUUCCUUUUGGGCCCUUUAUAGCAGGGAUCCCCAAGCCCUGGGGUGCAGUCUGUUCAUAUUUGGGCCACGGAAGCUGUAGGUGGUACGCGCAUAGCACCUCUUGCGCAUGUAGAGGCAGCAGAGCAUGCAUACACAGUUCCUCUUGUGCGAGCAAAUGGAGCUAUCCGUGCUCACCCACCAUUCAUCCAGACCCAUUCCCUCUCCUGACUGUAGUGAUUCACUUGACAAUCAUCAUAAAAAUAGUCAUAAAAUUGAGUGUACUCGUGUGGUGACUUGACUUCUGAUCAAAAUUCUGGGCUCAACUGUGGCCAUAAGUCAAGGACUGACUGUAUUACAUACCUAUUCUAUCAACAUUCACUUGACUUUGGGAGAAUAAUGGAUUUCAUGAUCAAACAGGGCUUAAGGCUGCCAGACAGGGAAAAGUUUUUACAGGCAUUAGAAAUAAUAUGAAAAACGUAUCCUGGAGUGUAAAUGCCCAUAUUAUUCUUGUCUUUGAAGGUGGAGAUCCUUUGCAGGUUAUUUCAAUUGCUUCUAAAGUUUGUCCUUUUGUUUUUGGUUGUUAGGAAGUCAGAGACACUGGAAGUCUUCCAGGCCUUGGAAGAGGGCCUCCUGGAACGUUUGGACAGCAAGUCCUUGAAGCUGGCCAAGGAAGGGCGAUUAGUCAGAAGGCGGUCGAGCCCCGCCCUGUGCCGAGAAGUAAAGACAAGUUUUCCACGAGAGCCAGAACAGCCCAGGAAAAGAGAACCUCUCUGCAUAGGAAGAGCAGAACAGCAACUCAAGAUAAGUAGCCAGAGCCAUGGUGAAUCCUUGCAUUUAAGGAGCCCAAAGCAGCAACCGGAGAGAGAAAUUCAAAGUAGAAGGAUGCCUCUGUACUCAGCAACUUCAACCUCUCAGGAGAGAGAAGGAAGGAAAUUGGAGGAGUUUGUGUCUCGUAUGAGUUCCAGUGCAGAGAGGGUUGCCCUUUUUCCUACGAGUCAUGGGAGGCAAGUGGAUAAUGAUAAAAAGAGACGAGCAGAGAUCUUGCAUCAAAAGAGCCCUGGGAAGAAUGGCACAGAUACUAGAUGGAAAAGCAGUCCAGGUACCUUGCAUACUGCUAAUCCUUCAAAUACUUUGGACAAGAAUCAAGCAAGGCCCAUAAGGCAACUAGAUAGGUAUAAAGAAAGUGACCGGAAAGCACGAGGAAAACCUUUGCUCCUUAUAGGUGCAGUUGACCAGCCAAGAAAGGACAUAAGAAACUCCCAAGAAGUUAUUUGUGCUGUUGGCUCAAGAAGUGAAAUUGCAUCUAGAGGGAAAGGGGGACAGCCGCUGGUUUGUUCAAGGCUUGGGCAUGAACAAAGCGGAGUCCAAGAAGUGAAAAAGUAUCCUUUUAAUCCUAGGAAACAAAUGGGAACUGGUUUGAAAAGUCCUAGUGCAGCUGUGAACAGCUCUAGACCUGGAAUGUCUGCUAGUAGAAGCAAAAGAGAUAUCAGAAACACUUGUGGCCAAGGAAGAUGCAUUGAAGACAGUGGGACCAGUGUGAGAGAACUCAGACAUUCUCCAAAUCCUGGGAGUUCAAUGGAAAGUAGCCAAAUACGCCUUGAGCAAGCAAGAUGCUGUGCUGCUUCACAGCAGCACCUAGAGAAUAACUGGAAAAGUGGAAGGGAAACCAGGAGUGUAAGGGCCGGUGCCAGUAGUGAUGGGAUGAGCAAAAGAGACCAUUCAAUUGUUUUCACUCCUAAGAAGGAGAAUGACUGGAAGGGUUGUUGCACGUCCUGUAGCCCCACAAACCCUACAGUUUUUGGACAGCAAGGGAUGAUCCAAGAAGCUCUUGCACACUCCAUCAAACCAGAGACUGUCCCAAGAAGCCAAGAAAGCUCCCAGAGCCAUGUACAUCCAAUCCCAUCCUUGGAAAAAGAGUGGUUAAGCCAAGGGGAGUGCUUCCAUUCUGCCAAGCCAGGGCAGCAACAAUUGGGGGAUAACAGGGAACAUCAAGAAACUCCAGUAAAACGGGCAGAGGAUGAAUGGAUAAACUGGCAGAGGUGUCCCAGUCCCUCAACAGCAGAGAAGCAUCUGGGAAAUAAUAAGGAAAAAAUUUCCUAUCUGGUAAGGAAGACAUAAAAAACACUGCCUGAAAUUGCUUUCAUGUUGUCCCAUAUUUUCUGUUUGUUUGUUUUUUGUCUGGUCCUCAAAAUUCAAUAUUGACAAACAGGCAUGCGUCAGAGAAGAAUCCAGUUUUCUGUCUCCUGAAGCAACAUUGAUAUGUCUCAUUUUUAAGUAUGUAUAUGCAGUGUGUGUGUGUGUGUGUGUGUGUGUGUGUAUCUUUGUAAAAUAUGUCAUUUGCACUAUUGUAUGAGUCAAGGAGUGGAAUUAUAUAAAAUAGAAAAAUGCAGCUAUUGCAUCUUCGUAGAAUGUGACUGCGCGGGUGAUCAUGGGGGUACCUAGGUAAUCCCAUGUUACACCACUUUUAGGCGGCCUGCACUGGUUGCCG